Symbiodinium sp. CCMP2592 is the source of this 2034-nucleotide messenger RNA. Lineage: Eukaryota; Dinophyceae; Suessiales; Symbiodiniaceae. The record is from the annotation of a GenBank genome assembly.
AUGACAUCGCCGGAAGUUUUCUGGCGCCCCCCGCUGACCUCCUCAUCCCAGUUCCGCAAAGAGGAUCGGCACUUGGCUUUCGGUUUGGUUUCCCCUGAUGGGCGAAAUCCGGCAGCUCGCCCAAUCUCUCAGAUCGCAGGCUGGAUCCUCUGCGAGGCGGUUCAAGAGUCGGUCCCGGGAGCUGGAGAUUGCGGGCUCCGGCGCGAGACCGGGCCGCUCCCUUCCUCUUGUGAUGCUUCUUUCGAAGAUCUUCUGCCAGUUGAGACCGCGAGCCGGGAGGUAGUGGUUUUUGAGGCUCUUGCAGGGGAGGAGGUGCGAUGGACAGGGCUCCUGUCCGUGGAGGCGGGCUCGAAGCUUCGGCUGGCUGGACCCAGCAGCUUUCGGCUUACCUUUGGCAGAGCUCGCCAGGCACUUCCCAGGGCAGUGCUGCGCAGCUCAGCGUCUCCUCCAGGUCACGUCGGUCUGAGGGACUGGUUUGAGGUGCACUGCCGUCCAGGGAAGGCCACUGCCAGCACCGCCAGCGUCACAGCGACGGUGGAGGUCCUGAAGCCUCCGAGAGGUCAGGUCAACGGAGUUUGGCAGCCAGUCCGCUGGAGCGACUUCCAGAUGCCGGAGCUUUGGCCAUUGGUCCGCGUCAUGGGUGCUUGGGUGGACGGCGGGGCCGGCAGAUGCGAAGCGCCCGCGCCCCUCCGCGUGCCUCCUGCGCACCUUCGCAAGCCAGAAUUUGGCGCUACACCAGACCGACCACAUCUGGCUUUGCUAGUAGUGCUUGCAGCUCAGCCUGCAGAGAGUGGUGUGGGUUGCAUGACACCCAACUGGUCCCUGGUCGCUGCCUUGGAGGAGGCCCUGUAUCGCCGGCUCGGACCUCAUUACGAACUCCAUGUUGUGCAGAUAGAGGCGGAGGAAGAACUGGAAAGUAUUUCCGCCGAGGACGUCCUGCGCAGCCUUUCACGUGCUGAGGUCAAAGGCAUUGUUUAUUUCUUAAGCCCGCAGCAAGUCAAAGGUGCUUUUCGGACAAAGAGUUAUUUGAUCCACGACGAGGCACUCUUUGCCUUGAUGGAAAGACUUGAGAGGGCCGGCCUUCCAACGGUCUGGCCACACCCUUUGCACCUGUUCAAAGCACUUGCCGGCAAAGUGUGGCCUCCCCAAGUUUGCCUGUCGCCGCAGUAUCAUGUGCCACUCACUUCCUGUGUUCCCCGCUGUGCUGUGCUCGCAGACCCACAGCUGGCUGCAGACGAGGCCCUACAGGCCUUGAAAGUCUUGAGGGAGGCAUCUUCGCGCUCUCCAGAAAUCUCGGGGACAGUGGUCAAGGUCGGAUUCUCCUGGAAGUCCGAGGGGGUUACGCUCUGCCGGAGCAGGGAAGACUUGCAGUGCGCCUUGCAAAGUGCAGCAGCUGCUGGCAGUCAUAGCUACUUCAUGGUGCAGGAGCGCAUUGAAGGCUUGUGCUGCGAGGCCAUGGUUUACACACUCGCCGGCCAGAUCGUCGGUCAGCCACAGUACUAUUCUUUCCCGUAUCACAAAGCCCCACCGCAGUACAUGCUUCGAAAGACAGCCGCGCAGUUGUUGGGUGGGGAAGCGGUCCAAAGAGACUGCGAGGAUAAGAUGAAGCAGAUUACCCAGCGGUGGCUACUGUGGAUUCGGGCACAGUGCUCCAGCCCUGUGCCUUUCCUAAGGGUUGAUUUCUUGCUGGCGCUCGAUCCGGUCUCGCGGGAUGUACAGAUAUGGACAGGUGAGGUAAGUGAGCUGGGUGUUGCGGUCUCGUUUCAGGAAAUAGACGAUCACCAAAGCUGUGACAUGGUGAUGGAUGCGGUGCUGUGUUCAGUUCUCAGCCAAAGAAACGCUGAGGCGGACGCUCAAACUCUGAAUCUUGCAGAGGCAGGACAAACCCCACAGAGUUGGACUGCAACUGCAACGCAUGCUCGGCAUCCAUGCAUGCUGCAUGACACUUUGCGGAGCACCCAGGUGCCAUUCAGACGUCUCUUCAAGGACAGAGGAUCUUUGAUACGGAGGCGCAUGGAUGCCGGUACCGCGUAA